Protopterus annectens (West African lungfish) is the source of this 4874-nucleotide messenger RNA. It is a transcript of the gene CRB1, whose product is annotated as crumbs cell polarity complex component 1. The transcript is spliced from 12 exons. Gene Ontology annotation, cellular component: protein-containing complex; plasma membrane. Gene Ontology annotation, molecular function: calcium ion binding. The record is from RefSeq and is a predicted model, not a curated record. Bases 153 to 4388 code for a protein of 1411 amino acids. NCBI's taxonomy places the organism in Eukaryota, Metazoa, Chordata, Ceratodontiformes, Protopteridae. Gene Ontology annotation, biological process: establishment or maintenance of epithelial cell apical/basal polarity; heterophilic cell-cell adhesion.
CCUUGCAAAUGAAAGCCCAUUUAGCUGUGGAGAAUCAUACACGGAUGGUACUUGUUGGAUUUUGUGCCUUGACAAUGUACCUUAGAUCAGAAUAUGCCAAUACUGGUGAUGCCAGCACCAUGUAUAAUAAUGAAGUUAUAUAAUGACCUCGCAUGAAUAUGGCUCCACUACAUUCAGCAAAAAGCAGGUCCUUGUCUACCUUCUACUUUGUGCUGCUACUGCUUACACAAUUCCAUGGAAGAGUUUGCGCUAAGAUCACUCAGAGAUGCUUGUCUAAUCCCUGCCAGAACAAUGCUACAUGCUACGAGGAUGUUGACGAUUAUGUCUGCCAGUGUUUGGUGACUCCUAUCCACUACAUUGGGAAAAAUUGUGAAAAACGAUAUGAUGCAUGUUCAUUCAAUCCUUGCCAACAGCAUGCUGCCUGUGAAAGCACUGCAGGAAAUCCUAGCUUUACCUGUAUAUGUCCUCCUGGCUUCAGUGGGACAACCUGUGAAACUGAAAUUACUGAGUGCAGCAGCAAUCCAUGCAGAACUGAAAAGAGUUGUCAGAUUGGUCCUUUUCACAACACCUGUAUUUGCACAGAAGGGUUCACAGGUGCUUACUGUGAAACUGACAUAAAUGAAUGUGCAUCUGACCCAUGCCAGAAUGGAGCAGUUUGUGUGGAUGCAGUUAAUGGGUACUCAUGUUUUUGUGUACCUGGUUACCAAGGCAAGCACUGUGAAAUUGACGUAAACGAGUGUGCAUCUAACCCAUGUCAAAAUGGAGCCUUGUGUAUAAACAAGAUAGGAAGGUAUGAGUGCAUUUGCCAGCCUGGCUACACUGGUAUCAGCUGUGAACUGGAGACCGAUGAGUGCCAGUCAGAACCUUGCCUCAAUGGUGCCACCUGCCAGGAUUCUCACAACAGCUAUCUCUGCCUUUGUACAUCAGGAUUUCAUGGAAAUUUCUGUGAAAUAAACAUUGACGAGUGUGCCAGCUGGCCAUGUCAUCAUGGUGGCAAGUGUAUUGACCACAACAAUGGGUACAGCUGUGACUGCUCUGGCACUGGUUACACUGGUUUGCACUGUGAAACGUACAUACCACUUUGUUCCUCACAGCCAUGUCAUAACAAUGCCACCUGUGAGGACAACGUUAGAAACUACACCUGCCAUUGCUGGCCAGGAUUCAAGGGCUCACAAUGUGAAAUAGACAUAAAUGAGUGCAGCAGUAACCCAUGUCUUAAUGGAGGGGAAUGCAUAGAACGAUCCAGGGAAGAUCUAUACGGAGUCCUCCGAAAACUGCCACAAGAAUUCAAGUACUAUGAGGCCUCUGGUUACAUAUGUAGUUGCCAAAAUGGAUUUGCAGGUACUCACUGCCAAGAUGAAGUAAAUGAAUGCAACACAAACCCAUGUAAGAAUGAUGGACACUGUGAAAAUGUUGCUGGAGGUUACAUUUGCCACUGCUCACAAGAGGAUCAUCAUGGCAUAUUUUAUGGAGGACAAAACUGUUCUGAUAUUCUUCAUGGGUGUGAGAGUCAUGAAUGUAAGAAUGGUGGCACAUGCAUUCCAUACAUCAGGCAGGGGUUACAUAAGUACAGCUGUAUUUGUCUUUCUGGUUACACAGGCUCGAACUGUCAGCUGAUAACUACAUUUUCAUUUGAAGAAGGUGGUUAUCUUUAUAUUUCUACAACACAUGAUAAGAAGGAGCAAUUUUAUAAUGUAACCCUCACGUUCCGGACCACACAGCAGGAUGCAGUUAUAUUUUACAGAGGAAACGCAGCACAUUUUAUACUCUUAAAAUUAUCCAAAGGGCAUUUGCAAUCUGUAUUCCAAAUAAAUAACCAAGUGAGCAAGAACCUCCAUAUUUUACAGAAUGUCAGCGAUGGAGAAUGGCAUAAAGUGGAAACAACAGUAGGAGAUACUGUUGCUAUGAAGCUCAUGGAUAAGUCAUGCGAUGAAGUAUGUGAAAAUCAAACUGAAACAAUUUUCAACGACAGUCAACUGUUUCACAGUUUGCAAGAUAUAUUUUUUGGUGGUUUCCCUGCAGAUGGCAGGCUAAAUGAGCAUUUAGGUAACAUCAAUACCAACUUUUUGGAACCUUAUUUUGUUGGAUGUCUACAAGAUGUGCAUGUAGAUUCCAAGAGUAUUGUCCCUGAAAAUGUUUCAGGCAAUCAAUCACAAAAUCUCACACUGGGAUGCCAGAAAAAUGACUGGUGUAAAAAUGAUCCUUGUCAAGGCAAAGGGCAAUGUGUAAACCUCUGGUUAAAUUAUUACUGUGAUUGCUACAGGCCAUACAAGGGGAUAAAUUGCUCAGAAGAGUACAUUGCUGGGAGAUUUGGUCAGGAAGACACAAUAGGAUAUGCUGCAUUUUCAUUGGAUGAAACAUAUGCAGAAAAUUUUACAAUAUCGCUGUUUGUUCGCACACGAAAGCCUUCUGGCUUAAUCCUAGUUCUGAAAAAUGUGACUUCCCAUUACAUAAGAAUUUGGUUAGAUGAUGGCAGAUUGAAACUACAAAUUGAAGACCUACCUGUCAUGUCAACUGAACAUUAUCUUGAUGAUGGAUACUCUCAUUUCAUUAUGGUAAAGACUGAACAAGGCAAAAUAGACUUCCUUCUUUCAGACCAGAAGUUGGGUUCAAUUUAUUUUCAUCCAUUAAGUGUUCAAAAAGAAGAUAUGCUUUUCAUUGGAGGGCUACCAGAUCAACAUGGCACACGUAUAUAUGGAGGAAACUUUAAAGGAUGUGUGCAGGAUUUAAGGUUAAACUCCAAAGAAUUAGAAUUUUACCCUUCUAUCACGGCUUUAAACUCUCUGAGUGCAAAGGUUCUGGAAAACAUGACCAAGGGAUGUCCUGGAGAUGACUUCUGCAAGUCAAACCCGUGUCAGAAUGGUGGGUCCUGUUCCUCUCUCUGGGAUGACUUUGUGUGCACAUGUCCCCAAAGUACAGCUGGUAAAACCUGUAAGGAGGUCAGAUGGUGUGAACUUAAUCCGUGUCCUUCAGUCGCACAAUGCCAGGCUGUUUACAAUGGAUUUGAAUGUGCUGCUAACGCAAGAUUUACCAAAGACAGCAUGCUUUCCUACAGAGGAAAUGGGAAGAUAAUACGAGAGAUGACUCACAUCUCCUUUACAAUUCAGACCAGGACUACCGAAGCUACAGUACUGUAUGCUACCAAAGAGCCAGAAGAACUUAUGAUCAGCAUUGAGCAGUCCCAUUUAGUGUUUAAACUACAGAGUGGAAACAGCUUCUAUAUAACAAAACUAAUCAGUUCAGCUAAAGUGAGCGAUGGCAGCUGGCACAGAAUCACUCUUUCUAUGACAUCUCCCACAUCUCAGUCAUCUCAAUGGCAAAUGACUAUGGAUGACAAUGAAGAUGCUGUCUCAAGUACUGCCACAACUGGAAAUUUAAACUUUCUCAGGGAAGAAACAGACAUUUAUCUAGCUGGUGGGGCUACUUUAAAGAAUGACAGCUUUAUAGGAUGUCUUGGCACAGUUGACAUAAGUGGCAUUUCUCUUUCAUAUUUUGAAAAUUUCAAUGAAUAUGUGAAAAGACCUCAACAAGAACAGUUCAUAAAAACAUCACCAAACCUUGCCAUUGUCGGCUGUGUUAAUGAUGGUACCUGCUUGCCUAAUCCUUGUGUUAAUGGUGGAAGUUGUGUAGCCCUCAAUCACCUUUAUCAAUGUGCCUGCCCCAUUGGUUGGACUGGUACACACUGUGAGAGUAACAUUAAUGAAUGCCUAUCCAGUCCGUGUUUUCAUGGUAACUGCACAGAUCUGAUCCCAAUGUAUGAAUGCAACUGUGAACCUGGUUACACAGGCAAAAUGUGUGAUGUGAACACUGAUGAAUGUGGGAGCCUUCCGUGCGUAAAUGAUGCUACUUGUGUCAAUAACGCCAGUGGCUUUUCUUGCAUUUGUCCUGCUCAUUUUACAGGAAAACUUUGUGAAUACUCCAAAUUGCCAGCAAUGCACUGUGGAGAUAAGAAGGAAAAUCUUACUUGUCAUAAUGGUGGCAACUGUACUAAAACAAAUGGAAAGAUGAUGUGCUCAUGUAUUCCAGGCAUAACUGGAGAAAGUUGUGAGCUCGACAUUGAUGAAUGUAGCUCUGAUCCUUGCCUGAAUGGAGGCUUGUGCCAAAACUUACUCAACCGGUUCCAGUGCAUCUGCGAUGUUAACUUUGCUGGAGACCACUGUGAAAUUGAUCUAAAGUCCGACAGGCUGGCAUCAGAAGUUAUUAUCUCUGUUGGAUCGAUCGUAUUUGCCUUGCUGCUGGUACUAUGUCUUCUUCUCCCCGUCUUGAUUUUCACUGUGAAAAAAAGAGCAUCUCAAGGUACAUACAGCCCUAGCCGUCAGGAAAAGGAAGGAUCUCGUGUGGAAUUAUGGAAUGUGAUGAUGCCUCCUCCAAUGGAAAGGCUCAUUUAGGAUAAAAUAUUCAGUGUGAUAGUGGGCAACACAUGACAUUUGCACUUGCAGCCUUGUAAAUAUGUACAAUGUGACAUCUAAACGUUUGGUCUGAUAGGGAUAAUAUAUUGUGCCUGCUUGUCAAAGAUGAUUAUUUGGAACAUGAGGUUUGUAUAUAAGUUUUUUUUUUCUUUGUAUGUAGUCUUUUUUUUUCUACUAAUGUUACAUGGUAUGAACUUCAGUUUAUGUGUAAAAAACUGUGUGUUAUGCAAGGGUUUCACUUAAAAACAGAUGAGUGUGCAUUUAACACAACAUUCUCAGUAGAAUCAAAUCACAGAAAUGAUUGCUAAGCUUGAAUAAUGUCAAGAUGUUAGACUGUAUAAUGCCAAGUAAUGUCCAAUACUCGUGACCUGCUUAAAGGGUUCUGCUGCUCUCCCAACAGGAAGAGCAUUACUGUUUUAAAGUGCUUUUCUAUUCAGUUCUAAGAGUCAAAAUUAUUUCUGAAAA